Molecule: messenger RNA, 10583 nt
Organism: Ornithodoros turicata
Lineage: Eukaryota; Metazoa; Arthropoda; Arachnida; Ixodida; Argasidae
Product: multiple PDZ domain protein-like
Exons: 33
Coding region: 225-6266 (2013 amino acids)
Molecular function (GO): protein binding
Source: RefSeq, a predicted model, not a curated record
CAGAAUUUUUCUCAGGACGCUGACCGGACCGCUAGAAGCCUCGGGCGGGCGGCUUGUUGUUGUUCGUUCUCAUUUUGUUUUCUUCAAAAGUAUGUAGCAUACUUGAGGAACAUAGCGCUAUGCUGCUAAGUACGUAACACAUCGCGUUUUUUUUCCUGCUUAACUGCAAGAAUACAUUAUUCGUCGUUGCUAAAUACUUUAGACGGCCGUAACUAAAGCCAAGCAUGAUCACAAGAGAAGCGACUGUGAUGCAAGCAGAGGCCGUCAUGGCCCUGGAGCGGGUGCAGGCUCUCCUGACCUCCCCUGAAGCACGAGAAGAGGCCAGCAUUCUCCUCAGCGUCCUCGGCGGAGACCCCGUGCUGGCGAGGGUGCUGGCGCUGCGCGACUCCCUCACCCAGCUGAGCCGGCACGUGCAACAUCAUCCGUCGCUGUUGCCCGGGGAUUUUGAUAUUUGCCCAGAAACGGGAGCCCUUCAUUUAGGGAGUGGCGCCCUUCCUCCCAAGGAGGAUGACUGGGGAGCAAAAGACGAAGAAGAAGAGGAAAAGACAGAUUCCUGCGAGCCUAGCUCGGACGCUGACGGCGUGGUGCACUACUCACCGGAGCUGAGUGGCUCUUCGCUGCUGCACUGUGGAGGCUCGGUACAAACAGCCAGCUACCAGGAGGAGUUCGAGCGAGCAGUGGAAAGGAGUGCCGCGGGGAGACAAGUUUUGAGAGUCGAUCUGGCACGGCCACCGGGAACGAGCCUGGGGUUUAGCGUGGUUGGACUGCGGUCACCUACACGAGGAGAGCUUGGCAUUUUUGUUCAGGAGAUACAACCCACGGGCAUUGCACACAGGGAUGGGCGCCUGGAGGAAGGGGACCAGAUCCUGGCCAUCGAUGGCCAGCCGCUGGACAGCAACAUCUCUCACCAGCAGGCUAUAAGCAUCCUCCAACAGGCCAGAGGCACCGUAGAGCUGGUUGUGGCCCGCGGAGCAGCACCCCCUUCCUCCACUGCCCACCCUACUUCGUCUUCUUCAGUCACUGCAGUGGAAGACGCAACAGCAGCAACAGCAGCAGCAGCAACAGAGUCCACAGGCAUGGUGCUCAACACAGAGUGGGCCGAAGUAGAAUCUGUCGAAUUGGUCAACGACGGGUCCGGACUGGGAUUCGGGAUCAUCGGGGGACGCAGCACGGGUGUUGUCGUCAAGACCAUCUUACCAGGUGGCGUUGCCGACCGCGACGGGCGCUUGCAAAGUGGCGACCAUAUCCUGCAGAUUGGGGAUGUCAACCUGCGAGGAUUGGGCUCGGAACAAGUUGCCUCCGUGCUUCGCCAAGCGGGGGCACGGGUGCGACUUCUGGUUGCACGCCCCGUGGACAGCCCCUCGAUCCCCGGUGUCUUGGGGGCCCCCCUGCGCCUGCCCACACGCAUUCUGGCAGACCCCCAGGAGUUGGACAGGCAGAUGGCGUUACAUGAAGCCUCAGGGUCUGUCGUGGGAGCCCCAGCUUCGCCCCUGCUGUCCGACGCACUGUCUCCACUGGAAACCUGCGUGCUGGAAGAACUGCCUGAAACGGAAACCUUCGAAGUGGAGCUAGUGAAAGACCAGCAGGGGCUGGGUAUAACCAUCGCGGGCUACGUCUGUGAGAAGGGGACUGAUGACGAGAUAUCUGGAAUAUUUGUGAAAAGCGUGGCGAAGGGAAGUGCUGCUGAUAUGAGUGGCCGUAUCCGUGUGAACGAUCAGAUCAUUGAGGUGGACGGCCGCCCACUGCAGGGCUACACAAACCACCAGGCAGUGGAAGUGCUACGAGGAACCGGAAAAUGUGUGAAGCUGCGGCUUGCCCGCUACCUCCGCGGUGUCAAAUACGACCAGCUACAAGCAGCCGUGGCCCUCUCCGCUGCCUCCUCCACCUCUGUGGCUGAGGGGGUCGCUGUUCCUCCCACUGUGCCUCCUCCACCCGUCACGCCUCCUCCCCCACCGCUGGAAAUGAUGAUGACGUUGUCACCGUUGACUACCAUGAGUGCGAAGCCGCACAACGAUGUGGACGAGACUGUGGACAGCAGUGUGUUGGCUCUGGAUGAGAAAGCAGCGAAGAACGCAACGCUGAACGCAGUGACUCCUGAGAUUGGUCCGUCCUCCUCUGUGCCUGAGGGAGAUGGUGGGGAAGAAUACGCUGGAGAGCUUCAUCCAAAAGAGGAAGCUGCCAUAAUGGCUCUGUGGAGCAACAUCGUGGGGCCUGAAUUUGAGAUUGUGGUGGCGCAGCUGCGGAAGUUUGAGCCCCGGGGCGGUCUGGGAAUAUCUCUGGAGGGAACCGUGGACGUGGAAGACGGCCGGGAGGUUCGCCCUCACCACUACAUCCGUUCGGUGCUACCAGACGGGCCUGUCGGGCUCAAUGGACGGCUACGGCCAGGAGACGAACUGCUGCAAGUGAACGGGCGUCAGUUACUGGGGCUGCAUCAUCGUGAGGUGGUGGGGGCCUUGAAGGAGCUGCCCCUGCACGUGCGGCUGGUGUGUGCCCGAGCCCCCCUAUCCGAGCCCCCCAGUGUGCCCCCACUGCCUUCCACCUUGCCCCCACCGCUGCCCCCACCCUCCAGGGACGAGGAUGACUACGAGGAGGACUACGAUGAGUCUCCAGAAGCCGAAUCACCCAGUCCGCCGCCGCCGCCAGAGCGCCUUGUCAAGGCAAAGUCUGAUGGAUCUCUGGCGCAGCCUGACUGGGAAGAAGGCACACUGGUAAAGCUGCGGUCUCGCUCACUGGAACCUCUUACGGGUCUGGCCAUGUGGAGCAGUGAGCCACAGGUCAUAGAGCUCGUCAAGGGAGACCGGGGACUCGGUUUCAGCAUCCUAGACUACCAGGAUCCAAUGAACCCGAGCGAGACGGUGAUUGUAAUUCGGAGCUUGGUUCCGGGAGGAGUGGCCCAGCAGGACGGAAGGCUCAUCCCAGGCGAUCGCCUUCUCUUUGUUAACGAUGUCCCCCUCCACAAUGCGGGGCUGGAUGCGGCAGUGCAGGCCCUCAAGGGGGCCCCCAGGGGCCUCGUGCGAAUCGGGGUUGCCAAGCCCCUACCCCUGCCCCCUGACACCUCACAGUUUGAACCGAAAGAAAACAGCACAGCAGUUCUGGAUCACACUCUGCAGUCUAGCGAAGAGCUCUGGAAUGCCUCAUCUGGGACCAUUAUUCUUCAGAACUCUGGAAAACCACUAGGGUUAUCGCUUAGCUGCGAGCACGGCGUCUGGACCGUGUCGAAAGUAGAACCAGACUCUAUCGCCAUGGAACAUGGAGAGCUUAAACCUGGGGACGUUGUACUUUCUGUAAACGACCAACUUCUUUUGGAGAAGAAAAACGAAGAAGUUGAAGAAAUACUUGCUCAAGCGCAAAGUCGCAACACCAUUUUUAUCAGCUACCUGAGAGAAGUGAACAGCAAAACCCCCGACCAAGAUAUACGUGAUGUACCCAAUAUCCCGGAAGUAACGACUGUUCCCGAUGUAAAUGCAGCCGAAGAAGAACCUGUCAGCAUCAUACCUUGCCUUGCCCAACCGUGCAGCACGGAAAUGGCUGCUGUCGAAACUGUUCCCAAAAGACGGCAGUCAACGCUAGAGCUUCCACUGCAACGUCGACCAUCAGCUGCGGACCAUGCCACCACAAAGCUAUUGGACCAGAAUAUACAACCACAGGUGCCUUCACGCUCAGAUUCUAAAGAUCUGUGCCUACCGAACAGCAGUCCUGCUAGAAGUCGCAGCUCUAGCCUAACUCCUUCGCCCCAGCCUCCACUAUCUCCAGGGGGUCGUACCCCAUCCCCAUUGCUGUCCCCGUCAAAGGGAUAUGUGCCACUGCAGUUUGGGUCCCCACUUCAGCAAUGGGGACCCGAAAGGAAAGCUGUGGUGCAUAGGGAGCCCCACGAACGUAGCCUGGGCAUCAGCAUCGUUGGGGGGCACGUAGACUUGUUCAAGCACAGCGACCAGGGACUCCGUGGAGUGUCCGGUAUCUUUGUUAAAAAUGUGCUUCCUGACAGUCCGGCUGGAAGGCAGGGGACCAUUAAUCGAGGCGACCGUAUUUUGAAGGUUGACGGUGUUGACCUGAGGGAUGCCACGCAUGACAGAGCCGUGGAAGUGAUACGAAACUCUGGGAAUGUAGUUGAGUUUCACCUUCAAAGUCUUUUACCAAUGCCGAAGGACAGUAUCGACGAACCAAGCCCAGAACCGGUUAGGAUGCUUACACCGCAGCCCUCAUUGGAGGCUCGUAGUCCAAGCCCAAGUUUGCAAAGAAGUCCGCUACAGAAAGCUGCAUCUCGAGAGUCUCGACUGAGCGUAUGUUCUAUUUUGAGUCGAACCACCAGUCAAGGAAGCCGAGAGGAAGAUGACAUCGAGCCCAAGAAGAUCCUCACUUCACAAGGUGUAGAGAUUGAUCAAGAUAGUGCUGGAACAUUACAAAGAGAUGGCGACUCGGACGCAGAGGAGGAGGAUUCUUUCGGCUACACAACAAAAAAGAUCCAGCGCAAGUACCAAGAUGUGAAAGGGGGUGGGGAGCUGCUGGUGGUGGAGUUGAAGAAAGGGGGCUCAGGGGGCCUGGGCCUCUCUCUGGCCGGCAACAAGAACCGCACCCGCAUGAGCGUCUUCGUUUGUGGCAUCCACCCCCAGGGGCAGGCGGCCAAGGACGCCCGCAUCCACAUCGCGGACGAGGUCCUCGAAGUGAACGGGGUCGUCAUGUAUGGCCGCUGUCACUUAAACGCAUCUGCCAUCAUCAAGAGCCUUCCUGGCCCAGCGUACAAGUUCAUCCUACUCCGGAGGGAAGAUGCACUCGAAGAGAUGGCAGUUAAGCCCCUAACGCAGUAUCCGGUGCAGGUUGAAGAGGUAACACCAGAUGAGAGGUAUUCCAACUUCCGGGGGGUAAAGACAGUGACUGUAAAAAAGGGACCUCAUGGGCUGGGCAUUAUGAUCAUCGAAGGCCGUCAUGCUGAGGCGGGCCAGGGUAUUUUCAUCUCUGACAUCCAGGAAUCUAGUGCUGCUUAUCAGGCUGGUCUUGAAGUUGGCGACAUGAUCCUCUCCGUGAACCAGACAGACUUGGUUGGGGCUGACUAUGAUUCGGCUGCUCAGCUACUUAAACAGACAGAAGGCACCAUCACCAUGGUGGUGGCAAAGCCCGUAGGAGGUCUGGUGCCGCUCCUAAAAAAGAAAUCUGCCUCCAUAGAAACGCAAGAGCCGUCACGUACACUGGCGUCCAAUCGUAAGAGCACUGGCACAACAUUGUCGCACUGCUCCACAAAAUCUGUCCCACUCCCUCGGCGCUCCUCCCCCAACGGCCGACCCCUGCCAUCCCCUCCAGCACCUCGGGGUGACAUGACACAUCACCAUCUAGACCAGCAGCAACAUGGGGUGCAUGACUCCACUGCGGGCUCUCCCGUGUCUGAGGUGAUAAAGCCAGGCAAGGAGACUACCAUAGAGAUCACCAAAGAAAAGCUGGGACUGGGCCUCAGCAUCGUCGGCGGUUCAGACACUCCACUGGGUGCUGUAAUCAUCCACGAGGUCUAUCCAGAUGGAGCAGCUGCAAUGGAUGGACGCCUUCGACCUGGAGACCAGAUCCUCGAGGUAAACACAGAGGACCUGCGAGAAGCCUGUCACGAGGCAGCCAUCGGGGCACUCAGACAAACAUCUUCGGUUGUGCGCAUGGUCGUAUUCAGAGAAGAAGAGCCACAUCAGGAUGUCUUCACCGUGGACCUCCACAAAAAGGCCGGACGGGGCCUCGGACUGAGUAUAGUAGGGCGACACAACGCUCCAGGGGUUUUCAUCUCUGAGGUAGUUCGUGGCGGGGUAGCACAACUAGACGGCCGCCUGUGUCAGGGGGACCAGAUCCUGGAAGUAAACGGCCACGACUUAACGUCUGCCAGUCAGGAACAUGCUGCAGCUCUCCUCAAAACAACGCUGGGAAGGAUCAACCUCAAGGUGUCGAGGUUACGGAGAGCUGCCUCUCAACGAUCCACUAUUGCAGUGUCCAAGUCUGACUCCGCUGCUAACGGGACUAUGCUGGUCACCCUGGAGCGUGGCGUAGAAGGCUUGGGCUUCAGCAUCGUGGGUGGAGCAGGCUCUCCUCACGGUGACCUGCCUAUUUACGUGAAGACAGUCUUCGACUCGGGUGCUGCGGCACGUGACGGUCGUCUCCGCCGUGGAGACACCCUCCUUGCUGUCAAUGGACAUUCUCUUGAGGGCCUUACCCACCAGGAAGCCGUCGAACUGCUCCGCGAUGCUCGCGGCAUGGUGGUGCUUACCGUGCUGCCCGCUUCCGACUCGGCAUCCUGAUACGUGGAUCAUGACAGUGUGGCAAGACAGUUUUUCCCAUCGCCUGUCACGAGGUGUAGAGAUUAAGGUACAAGGCAUAAUUAUCCUAGUGCAAGUUGUAAUCGUCGCUGUGGUCAGAAUAAUUUGAGGCGUUUGUGUGUGGGAGCUACCUUACUGUGGCUGAACUUUUAAGUCCCCAUAUUGUGAUCAUGCUUUAUACAUAGCUGUAGGAAAAAAAAUUUCACAAGCCCACAAUAAUUGUCGAUUACGGUCGAACCUUGAAAUGACAAAAUUUGGAGGGAUCGUGAUUUCCCUCAUUUCGUCGAAAUUUGAAAGGAUUUUUAUGCCACAAAGAGGCUAGCAUCAUAAAUGUGCCCAUACUUCUAGAAUCUCAACGGUACGGUCAUGGAAGUAUUCUAAGUCCUGGUAGGAGCACCUUAUGUGUAACAUGUUAUGUUCCGGGAUAGCACAAUCACUUUUCCUGGUCCCUGUGGAUGAUGCGAACAGGCGAGCCACCGUGUGUAUCACUCGUACUUCCACCAGAAACGGUAUUUUACGUCUCUCUGGGGGUAGCGUACACUGUCGCCAGCACGCGCUUGUGCCUUUUGCUGGUUUCCCUGACCUUGGGGGGCAGGUGCUAAGGACGGAUUAAAUGCUCUUCAGAAUUUUUCUUUCACUGUAUUGAGGUGCCUGCUUAACAUUUUUUUUUUUUUGUUCUAGCAGGGGUUAAAAUGUAUUGUUUCUCAUUGUCACCUUAUGGGGAAUAUCAAGUAUUUUGUUGUAUCUCAUUUCACUGUAAUGAGGUUAGACCGCAUUUGUAGUCUUGCUCUGUUGUGAGACUUGCAACUGGGAACGGUUGAGUUGGACAAUAGAGUCAGGUAGUCUUUUUAAAAGAAGGUAGAGAUAGUCAUAAUCUUAUGACUCACGGUGAGGUAGUCUUGAGAGACCGUGACAUUGCUACGUUGAUUAACAACGUAAUUACUUUCUUAGUCAGGAGGUACUACUUCAAUCUGAUGGUGCACACCUUGUAAUAUUUAAAAAAAUACUUUUCCCCUACAUUUCUACUUACAAUAUGAAGUGGAGUGCUUGAGAGACGUAUAUUUUAUGACGGAGAACGAAUUAUACUUGUACAAUAUGCCUUUGUUUUACUGGGCACUUGAAACUUUCAGUUGCAGUGCGGUAGCCUCCCAACACAAUUCCUAGGUGCAUUCCAAAAACAGAAAAGGUGGCUGACGAAGUGGUGGCGAUAAAACGGUGCUUUCAUUCUGCACGUCCACGCAAAAGGGAACUUAAUCAAAGGACUGGCUCAGCCUCAGAACUUUUUACAUAGAGUGCCGGACGUUAGUUUUCAACUGGAGCUGCCAUUUGAGCAGCCAUUGUAUAUGCAUACAAGACUUUUAACGCUCACAAUGCCAUAUCCGAGGGUUUUAAAGGUAUCUGUGUGCACUUGUGGAGCGCUUGCUCGAAAGGCGUGUUUGAAGACAAAACAGCCGGCACUGCGUCGUCCCCGCGGCAUGGACGACCACGGACAUCGAUACUGUGUCCCUGUCUCGAGGUGGUCGUCUGCAUUUGAGUCUCAAGGAAGUUGAACAGCACUACCAAUGGCUUCAAAGAAGUUGACUGCCUGCCUGCCUUCCCACGGGUUGACCGACUGCAUCGGUUGCAACAGCUAGAACAACAACAAGAAAAUUUUAUUCUGUCACAAAUGUGGUGGUGGGAAUGUUACUUGAGGUACUUCUAGAGGUUACACGAGAGUACUAUAUUAUACUAACUUUGAGCUUUUUCUUGACGUAAUUUUUUUAAAAGAGCGAUUUGCUGUCAGCGUUGUUGAGCUGUUUUUUAGACCAUUCGUUUUUCUUUCCUCAUCUAUACCCAAGAAACGUGUUGAAAAGACUGCGAUCUGUGAAGUUGAACUUUUGUGCUUGAGCCUCGUUGUAGUAAGGCAUUUGAAGUAUCGAGGUAGUAUUAUAUAUAGUGGUUAGUGGAAAAUGUCUCGCAUCCAGGUAAUAAUUGCACGUGGAACGUCACCGGUCUGCAGCCUGCAGCUUUGAAGGGACAGAGAUGCCUCUAUUUCCUUGCAUUUCAGUAAAUUGAUAGCCGCGGUUCUGACGUUUGACGUGACGGUUUCACGUUCUCCGUCAAGUGCGUGCGUUUCUGCAUAAUAUCCGAGCUCUGUGCAUAGAUAUAAUGUCUGCUGCAACGAAGUUCAACCACAACAUGAGAACGAGAUGCCCCCCCACCCUGCCGCAUACGGGACGGAUGGCCCCGUGCCACCCUACCUCACGGGACCAAAAAUGUGACGGUAUCAUCUCUCCCGAAUUACCGAGCUGCUAACUGGCGACGACGCCACAGAAAUAUUUCUAAUUUCACCGGGGUGGUGCGAGGCGUCCGGGCGGCUGAGACGAGGAGUGUGUGCAUGUGUGUGCAGAUGCAAAUUGAGCAAUAUAGGUUACAUUCAGCUGCCAGGAACGUAAAACGUGUCUCGUUAUGCCAGAGGUCCGUAAACGCCUCUAUUUUUUAAAGGAUGUAGCGUCAGCUUUUUCCCCCCGAUUUCUGAAAAAAAGAAAAGACGCAGAAAAAAAACCCAGACCACAAAGAAAGCUUUUUCAUCAGUCAAUUUUUUGGAAGCACAAGAGACGUGAGGAGGAAGCGGAUUCGAAUAUAAAGAUGGUCCACCAUCAGAUUUUUGACGUGCCAUUGUUAAAAUAGAACACCUGGUUAGUCGAGAGUCUUGUAGCUGGUAUUCGCAUUAAAGUCAGACUAUUUUUAUCUGCUGUAGUAUAAACCCUGUAACGAUGUGUCACUUUUGCCAACCUAGUUCUGAAAUAAGAAGAGCAAAUGAUAAUGGAUGGGCUUGUUAGCAGUUUAGAUAUGACAUCCUUUUGAGCUGAGCAAUCCAAAUUGUGUUAAAAAAAACUUGCUCUGGCAUCUCAAAAAUUUGAGUGUGGCCCAUUUUGACACUAUACUUAAUAACUUCUAGCCCACGCACGGAAUCUAUGCCCUCUCUCCGCACCGAAACAUUACUACUCUUGCAACGCGAUCCCCCAACGCCGGACCAAGUCUACUGCGCAUAUCGUCGACUCCUUCGAAGGCGUAUUCAAGGAAGUAGGUAGCAUUAGAAGAGACAAACCGUAUAUCGCUCGUUUUUACUCUUUGAUCGUUUCUUGCGCUGCAUGUUAAAAAAAAAAUGCUACAACCACAUUGUAAACUAUAACUACGCAUUUCUCAACACUCAGUCUGGGUCUGGUGCCAGGGAUUUACUAGAUUUCAGCAACGGUUGCUCGUGGUCUCUUUUUUUUUUUCUGUGAUACCCGUUUUCGCAUUUUUCUCUUUCAUACACAUCAGGGCGCACUUGCGUUGAGGACAUUCCUCAGUGCCGUCCCUGGUAGUUUUGCCAGUGCUCUACGCACGUGCAGCGUCGAGGACAGUAGUGCAUGCCCGAAUCUCUUCAACAUUCAUGCAAGUGGGCCCAGGUUCAUCAAGAUACUGCAGGACAACACAGAAAUUGCACAACUGUUUCCUCCACUUUCAAUUGAAGUUUUUUUAAGCAACAUGCAUGGGAGACACAAUGUGUGACACAAAAGUGUGGCACAUUCCAUUCCAGGAAAGAAUUAAUGAUUCAUCAAAUAGGAGCAAGAUUCUGGAAUGCACUUAUGAACUGUUAUAUUGUAUCUCUGGAGUUUUCAGGUUGCUUUUCCUUAGGACGUGGUGCUAGAAGGACCUAAUUUACAUGAGAAGCAGCAUUGUUGAACAACUUCUACUCUUUGAUUCAUUAGUAGUUCUAUUAACAUUUUUUCCUUCAAAAAGUCAACCCCGAAGCUACAAAUGAGUAUCGUGAGCGAAGAGCCUGUUUGUACUUAGUCAUGCUAGGUACCAUUUUGAGAACUUGCAAGCAUUGUACCAUGUUCACUGUCAUGUUCCUUGCGGGGAAUUUUGUGUUCACCAUGCAAUCAACUACUUCCAGGCUAUCAUGUAAAUUAUGGCGGCUCGAAAGGGCUUGUUGAUGACAAUUCAUGUCAGGCGACAGACUGAGCGUCGGGAACGUGUUGUGGCUGUGCAGUAGCAAAGACGAUAAUGCAGUUAGUGGUUGCACUGGCAACCUCUUCUCUUAGCAGGUGCAUUACGCAAGCCAUGUACAUAUGCAGUUCUAUUUACAUACAAGACCUUUCCCCUUUUUCACAAGUGAAGUUACGGAGUGGUUCUACUUAAAAUCACCUCCUUCCCUGCGGUGUGUUGUUGAGGCGGAAGAUACCCUGCUUUAGGAGGUUUUUGAGCAAGUCACAUUGUUUAUAAAAAUUGUUGAAGAAAAAUAAAGAAGGAAAUAUAUGACACAAGGAG